Molecule: messenger RNA, 4125 nt
Organism: Carcharodon carcharias (great white shark)
Lineage: Eukaryota; Metazoa; Chordata; Chondrichthyes; Lamniformes; Lamnidae
Gene: popdc1
Product: blood vessel epicardial substance
Exons: 10
Coding region: 893-2980 (695 amino acids)
Cellular component (GO): sarcolemma
Molecular function (GO): cAMP binding
Source: RefSeq, a predicted model, not a curated record
UCCUGUCUGCUGUCUGGCAGUUCCAGGAAAGUGCACUUAAAAUGGAUUUUCAAAAUGUUACUUACUAAUUUCAAUGUUGGUCCUCAGAAACAGUGAUUGAAGUUCUUCCAGAGGAAGCUAUCGCGGAAUCAGAAUGUUUCAUGGCAGAAGAAAGUAAUUUCGAUUCCCUGAAAGAACUCUUCCAAUUCGUCCCGUCAUUUGCUCUCUCCCCCUCCCCUUUUUACUUCGUUUGAAUAAUUAUCCACUUUCUUUUUGUCCCCGGAUUCUACUUCCACCACUGUUACUGCAUGGACAGAACAUCAAAUCUCCAAAUCUCUCCCUUUAUUCUUUGGAAGAAUGCUUUUAAAGUCAUGGCCUUUGGUUAACAUCCGUGGAAAGAAAUCAAAAACCUGUCAAAAUUGUUCACAGUGCUGCAAUGCUGAUGUCCUCUGGGUCUGUUUCCCUCUUUAAUUCCUAUUUGUCAUCUCUACAACAAAAAUAAGUACUGAACUAAAACACCUUUGAGUGACCGGGAUACCCAGCUUUGAAUAUAGCCGCACUUGUUCUGUGUCCGCGACUCGAUGGUCACUAGGACCCGCUAUAAUCUUAGCGCCAGCUGUCAGUGACUGUAGCACAUGUUACUUCCACAGCACACGGAUGUAAGUGGCCGCACCCCGGCACAGGGACUUCACUGAGUCGCUCCCAGUGCCGGCAUUUUAUUUUUUUUUUUUUUCUGAAAUAAAAGCACCGAAAAUAAGGGGCAGAAAGUGUUGCCCAUAACCGGGAAGUGAUGGGCCUUUCAUGAUUAACUUAACUCUCGCUCCAAUCCCCUCCCCGGACCUCGGCUAUUUCUGACCCUGUUUCCAGCCAGCUUUCACACGGAGCUCGGAUCUGAGAGAGCGAUCGCUCCAGGAUGGGAAGCGAAAACACAACUUUAUGGGAGACGUUGCUGUCUGGACACCAUGCCUGCAGUGGCUGGAAGCAGGGCAUGGAAGGCUCCGUCUACCAUUUAGCCAACAUCUUCUUUACUUUAGGCUACAUGGGCGGCAGUGGGCUAGUUGGCCUCCUGUACAUCAACCUCUUGCUGUGCUGUGGCUUCCUCUGCACUUCCAUCUGGGCGUGGACCGACGUGUGCGCCGCCGAUAUCUUCUCCUGGAACUUCGCCCUGGUGGUCAUCUCCGCCAUGCAGAUCAUCCACGUUGCCUACCAGCUCCGGAGUGUCUCCUUCCAGGAGGAUUUUCAGAACCUGUAUGGUGCUGUCUUUCAGCCGCUGGGAAUCCCUUUGACCAUCUACAAGAAGAUUGUCACUUGUUGCACUGUGGUCUCUUUGGAGAAGGAUCACUGCUACGCCAUGGCGGGAAAAACCCCAAUCGAAAGGCUUUCACUCCUCUUGUCUGGGAGGAUUCGGGUGACGGUGGAUGGGGAGUUUUUGCAUUACAUUCAUCCCUAUCAGUUCCUGGAUUCUCCAGAAUGGGAUUCACUCAGACCGUCAGAGGAGGGGAUCUUCCAGGUGACUCUAACAGCCGAGACCAGCUGUCGUUUUGCGGCCUGGAGGAGAAAGAAACUCUACUUGUUAUUCGCCCAGCACCGCCGCAUUUCCAGACUGUUUUCCGUCUUAAUUGGAAAAGAUAUUGCCGACAAACUGUACUCCUUGAACGACAAAGUCUACAUCAGCAACGGAUUCCGUUAUGAUAUUAGGCUGCCAAGCUUCUAUUACUUGGCCGUGCCUGUAAGCGGUCUGUCGGAGAUGAACCCCAGGCAGCAGCAGAGGUUUAACGGGCAGCCCCCCGGGUGCUGGGCGGUUUAUGCUCAGAGCCCCGGACUGUGCCUGUGCCCCCCGCCCCCCGGACCAAUAAACUCCGAAGUUGAUGUAUUUCUGUUAAAUGUUUUCAGGCUUUGCACAAUGAACGCUACGUCAGGUAAAAGCCCCUGGGCUUUCCGCUCCCUUUUGGUGAACACCACCUUUGCUACUUCGGAUUAUGGCUUCAGCAAUUGGGUGGACCCGAUUUCCAAUCAGACCGAAAGCUGCGACAACUGGAAGGAAAUCCAUCAUUUAGUCUUUCACGUCGCCAACUUCGGCUUCGCCGUUGGGCUGCUUAUUCCCACCACCAUUAAGAUCCACAUGCUACUUCUGCGCGCUAUGAUGAGCGUAGGUUGUGCACUCUUCAUUGUGUGGGCAGUGCUUUAUCGAUGUGCUUUAGACAUAUUGAUCUGGAAUUCCCUGUUUCUUAUUCUCAACAUGUUGCAUUUCCUCUAUCUGUUGUACAAGAGGAGGCCUAUUAAGCUUGAUAAGGAGCUCAAGGUGCUUUACAGGAGAAUGUUUGAGCCACUUCAUGUCCCUCCAGAUUUGUUCCAAAGACUGACUGGACAGUUCUGUAGUAUUAUGACUCUUAAAAAAGAUCAGACCUAUGCUGCAGAAGAUAAAACGUCUGUUGAUGAUCGACUGAGUGUCCUGCUAAAGGGAAAGAUGAAAGUUUCUUACCGUGGGCACUUUCUGCACAACAUUUAUCCAACUUCUUUCAUCGACUCUCCUGAAUUUCGAUCAACUCAGAUGAACAAAGGAGAAAAAUUUCAGGUAACCAUUGUGGCUGAAGAUAACUGCAAGUUUUUGUGCUGGUCCAGAGAGAGGCUAACUUUCUUCCUGGAGACUGAAUCAUUUCUUCAUGAAGUGUUUAAGUAUCUAAUUGGCAAAGAUAUCACGAACAAGCUGUAUUCUUUGAAUGACCCAACACUAAGUGACAAAGAUGCCAAAAAGCUUGAGCGACAGCCAAGUUUAUGUUCCCAGCUUUCAAUGAUGAAAAUGAGAAACAGUAUGACCAGCACAAGCGAUACAGAAGAUGGACUAUCACAUUUUCUACAUGGAGGUUCCACUGCUUCGUCAAUCCAGAGGUCCCCAUAUACUAGGACUUCAGGGAAAAUGAAACCCAUUGAGGAGACUAUUGAGGAUGAUGUCUUUGAACCACCUUCACCAGUUGCCCAGUUGGCCCCCAACUGGUCCUGAGCAAACAAAAUGGAAUGUUCCUAGCAGAGAAGAGCUCUUGUCUGCUGGAAAGUACAAGCAUCUUACAAAUAAGUCCUGUUGCUUUUAACCACUGAACCACCAUUACACAGCCAGCUGUGGCAACUGUAUAAAGUACACAGAGGUCCAGGAUUUGGCAUGUGUUCAUAUGCUUUAUCACUCUGUCACUUUUCUGUUCCUUUCCUAAUUUUGUUAUGGACUGUGAAGUGUGAAACAAUGCACCACAAUUCACAUUUUUGUUCAAAAUGUGUAAUUUUAUUAAAGGUAAAAGCAGGUUAGUUCCACCCCACUUAUGUUUUAGUAAAAAAUUUAAUGAUUAGAAUUGCUGGGCAAGGAUCAGUGGGAGAGCUGUUGCUUCCAUUUUAAAAUGAGUUUUUAAAAUUAAGAUUUGGUUAAAUGCCUGUGCUUAUAUUCAAGUCAAGUUGGAAGUUAUUUGUUAAGAUUCAUCUUCUGCUUCUUGGAGAGUACGAGCCACUAAAAAUCACCUGACCUAGAAAAGAGCUGACUGUCAUGGGCCCCUUGAUGCACUGAAUAAGGGCACAGUGAUGCUGAACAAUGACAAGAUAUUCAAUGACAAGCUAGAUUCCCUUCAGCGCUAUCUUCUCUCACUCACCCUUUUAGUCAUAAAAUAAUGGGUUCUCCUUAUUAUUACUGGUCAUCUAAAAAAAUAUAUCCAGGCCCAUUUUACUUGAAUGCAUUCAGCUGGUGUUUUUUUUUUGUGAAGAGAGUGGUGGGGUUGCUAUGAGUUUUCUGGAGUACCAGGGGGCAAGUGUUAUAACAGAAUUUGGAGGCACACUCACAUAUAAAUCUGUCAACAAUGAAUUGACAUCCUUCAAAACCUCAGUGCACCCAGGACAAAUUACGUACCUAAGAGUGUCAAAAUUAUAAAUUUAAAAAUGAUCACAGGAAAAUAAAAGUAAUAGUAGUGAAAAGUGAUUUGUAGAGCUUGAAAGAGAUGGUGACUGUUGGGCUGAAUUCAGCAUUAUACAAGAGCAGGACAUAUAAGAGAGCAGACUGCCAUAAGAAACUGGAAAGGGAUAUAGGGAAGGAACACUGAUAUAUUUCCAAGUCAGGACAGUGAGUGACUUGGAGGGGAACUUCCAGGUGGCGGUGUACCCAUGUAUCUG